GCCAAUCGGUUUUGUUGACCAUCUCUAGUUUACUACACAAAUGUGCACAUUAAAUAAUUAAAAUAAGUAUAUUAUGAAGUAUACACUAAAAUAAACAUUUCUUUGCGCUUGGUGGAAAUCAAUCGAAGCAGUGGGACAGCGGGCGAAAUGCAACUAAGCCCGUAAAAGCAUUUAAUUCCCGAAUAAAAUAUACACAGAGAAUAAAUCUAGAGACAAACCCAAACCCAUACGUACGUACAUAUGUAUGUACAUAUAUACAUAUAUAUAUAUAGACAUAUGUAUACAUACAUACAUAUACAAAAACAUAUAUAUAUAUAAAAGCAGCAAGCGGGGAAGAGGAAGCAUAACACACAUCAAAAGGAGCAAGAGAAUCGUAGUUAGAAUUCGUCAAGUCGUCAUCCAGGCACAAAGUAUUUCUAUUGACAGGCAAAAGAAAUAAAAUUGAAAAAAUAGAAGAAAUUGAAUACCGAAAAAAGCUUAGGUUUAUACCUAAAAUAACGAAGAAAAAAACUAAAAUCGAAAGAAGCAGAGAAAUAGAAACAAGCGAAAGAGAAAAAAACAUCAAAUGCAACAACAGCAAGAUUCAUCGGGUGGCGAGGAGAGCUGGCUGGAGGAGCAAUAUCAUCGGGAGAUCGAUGGUCAACAUGAUGAAUGUGAAAGGGAAUAUGCAUGUCAGAGGGACAAUAAUUUGAGCACCGUUUGGGGCGCAUUCCAGGAUUCGGCCACAGCGGUUGCUCAGCUUUAUCGUGAGCGCUCAUCGAACACGUUUCAACACACAGCAGCCCCAACAGCAGAUGCCACAUCGGCAGGCGGUCACGGAGCUGGAACUGGAGCCGGAGCCUUGUGGCUGCCAUUUCAGACAGCAGCCGGCACCGUAACAACUUUAUAUAAAGAAUCAUGUGAUGGUCUGAAACGUACCAGCGAUGCUGCUGUACAAUGUGGCUACCAACGACGCACACGUGAAUUGGCCGAUUGGGCGCGCAGCAAAAAACGCCGCAUGAUUCGACGUGAGGAUCUAUUAGCCUAUUUGGCUGGUAAGCCGACACCACCGCCGACUACACACAAUCAUCCACAUGCCAAUCGUCGAUCACCCAAGCCAGAACAUAUUCAUCAUCAUGGUUGUGGUGUGGGUCUUCCUUCAGGCGCUGCUUCCAUAGGAGCUAGUGGUUUUGUUAGCUCUGGUCUAGGUAUCGCUUCAUUACCCUCGUCUCCCAAUAUUGGUGCCGCUGCUGUUGCCGGUGCUGGAGCUGCUGGAGGUGUACAUGGCGCAGGUGGUGGCCUAAAUCCUGGCGGUAUCGGAGAUGAUUUGCACACAUUUAAGGAGGCCUUAGUUUUGCGUCCACGCGGUCCGGAACUAUUUGCAUUUGUUGCCAAUGAAAUAGCGCGUCACUGCAAGCGUCCCGGCAGCCCAAUCGAUGAUAAAAUGGAUAUAUGUCAUUAUAGUAGUAAACGUCAGCGUUUUAUGUAAUCAGGACAACAAGAAAAGGACGCUUCGACCCGCCACACUACCACCACCACCAGCAUCCCCGUUAACCAUAGCACCAUCCGCAUCCUCAUAACUUUUCCAGCAAUUUUUCUCUAUUCUCCAGCGACAGCCAAUAGACAAGAAAACAAACAAGCAAAACAAAAACACACACUUAAGAUAUGGGAAACGAACAUAAGGAAAUUAUGUUUGAUAAUUUUGUUUAUACAUGCUUACUUGUACAUUUUGCUUAGUUUUAAUUUAUAAGAAUAACCUUUUCCAUUUUA
This is a messenger RNA of Drosophila willistoni, 1749 nucleotides long. Its product is annotated as UPF0472 protein C16orf72 homolog. The transcript has 5 exons. The coding region runs from base 566 to 1468 and encodes 300 amino acids. The record is from RefSeq and is a predicted model, not a curated record. Lineage: Eukaryota; Metazoa; Arthropoda; Insecta; Diptera; Drosophilidae.